Molecule: messenger RNA, 1849 nt
Organism: Helianthus annuus (common sunflower)
Lineage: Eukaryota; Viridiplantae; Streptophyta; Magnoliopsida; Asterales; Asteraceae
Product: tetrahydrocannabinolic acid synthase
Exons: 1
Coding region: 1-1617 (538 amino acids)
Molecular function (GO): FAD binding; oxidoreductase activity
Source: RefSeq, a predicted model, not a curated record
AUGAAAAAAUCUCAACUUGUGUUCUUUUUGCUUCCAACUCUUUGUUUCUAUGUUUCAUUGGGAGCCUCAUCUCCCAUUGAUCCUGAUGAUUCUGAAGAUUUCAUAAGCUGUCUCCAAUCCAAAACCAACAAUGCCACCUCCAUCUCUAAACUCAUUUUCACCCCCCUCAACUCUUCUUUCGAGUCCAUUUGGGAGGCUAGAGUAAACAAUCUUAGGUUUAUCAAACCCUCCACCCCUAGACCGUCCGUCAUCGUGACUCCCAUCGACGACACGCAGAUCCAAGCCUCUCUUUUCUGCACCAAGAAACACGGAUAUGAGAUCAGGAUCAGGUCGGGAGGACAUGACUUCGAAGGCGUCUCGUCCUCUGCUGUAGUUCCCUUUGUCAUGCUUGAUCUUGUCAACAUGAAGUCUAUAGAUGUGGAUGUUGGAAACAAGACUGCAUGGGUCCAGGCUGGUGCACUGCUUGGUGAAGUCUACUACAGUAUUUCUCAAAAGACCAACACCUUGUACUUCCCAGCUGGUGUUUGUCCCAAUGUGGGUGUGGGCGGGUACAUGGGUGGCGGUGGGUAUGGAAACCUAGUGAGGAAAUAUGGGACAGCUGCUGAUAACGUUUUGGAUGUUCUGUUCAUGGAUGUCAAUGGAAAUAUUUUGGACAGGAAGUCGAUGGGCGAAGAUUUGUUUUGGGCGCUUCGCGGUGGUGGUGCUUCCAGCUUUGGAAUAGUUCUUGCAUGGAAGCUGGGGUUGGUGCCAGUGCCGGAGAUUGUGACUGUUUUUGUAGUGAAUAUAACACUUGAAGAAAAUGGGACAGAUAUUUUUUAUAAAUAUCAAUAUGUAGCACCAAGAAUGGAUCCGAAUUUGCUUAUAAGAGUUCGGAUGUCAAGUGAAUUUAUAGGCAACACAACAAAGAAAACGGUACGAAUGUUGUUUGAAGGACUUUAUCUUGGCAAAAUCGACACAUUGCUUACAUUGCUAGACAAAGACUUCCCUGAGCUCAAGUUGAAGCAAGAGAAUUGCGAAGAAAUGAGCAUGGUCCAAUCAAGCAUUGUAUUAGCAAUUCAGGGAUUCACAAGCUCGACCCCAACCGAAGCUUUACUGAACCAAUCUGCCAUCCUGAGGCGGCAGUCGAACGCCAAAGUUAAACUAGACUAUGUCAGGACUCCUAUUCCUAAAAGCGGGCUCAGAAAGAUCUGGAGAAAGAUGUUUGAAAACGACCGGUCAGAAUUGUUGAUCAUGUACACUUUUGGAGGGAAGAUGGAGGAGUACUCGGAAACAGCAAUUCCGUAUCCUCAUAGAGCUGGGGUUUUGUAUCAGUUGUAUAAGGGUGUGAGUUUUGUAGAUCAAACUUCAGACACGACCCCAACAUCACUCAAACGGAUAAAGUGGCUGCGAAGGUUUGAUAAGUUUUUGAAGCCAUACGUAUCAAAGAACCCGAGGGAAGCGUAUGUGAACUACAUUGAUCUUGAUUUGGGUGUUGGAAGUGAGACUUAUAAGGAAGCAAGCGUUUGGGGCGAGAGGUAUUGGAAGAGGGAAAAUUUUAAAAAGUUGAUUCGAAUCAAGGCCAAAGUGGAUCCAGAGAAUUUCUUUAGGCACCCACAAAGCAUACCAGUCUUCAACUAAGCACCUAUUCUGAUCACUCGAAGACAUGUUCAAAGCAUAUCAUAUAAUAUGUGGUUCUAGUUCACUUACGUUUUUUUUUUUUUUAAUAAAUUUGCAAUGAAUAAGUGUGUGUGGAAGUUUAAGUGUUUAUUCUGCCAGUUCUUGUCCUUGAAUAAUUUAUCAUUGUUUUGAUUGAUUAUAUGAAUGUAUUAUGAAAACCAUAUGUGAACCAUAUUUUAGUUUGAUUUCGGUA